UUUUGGUCUGUUAUUGUGAUGCGCGCGGACCUAGCUUUAGUAAGCAACCAUAUGCGCAAAGCGAGCAUCGCAGCGAAUCUACUUCCAGAUGUCCAUCUCUCUCUGCUCGUAACAGGUGGAGCUCAUUUCACUCCAUCUGUCCGCUGCUGAAGUGGCAUAUAUGGGCAACCAGGUUGACAAACUGUCACACCUAAGUUACGCCGAAGUUCCCACGACUGACCCGAACGGACUGGACACGGAGGAAGACGGCCCGCGGAUCGGGGUCUCGUACAUUUUCGCGACCGACGACGACGAACUGGACGAUAAUCAUCAUCAACAUGUCGAUGGACCGGAGCAAAAGGAGGAAGAGAAGCCGUACAACGAGCUGGGCUGCGCAGUUUACCACCGAGACGAGUGCAUUUACGAGAAGAGUGGCAACACUAGGGAACUGGAGACGUUUAGCCCGGAGAAUUUACUGAACAAAUGUAAGCCCGGAGACGUUCUGGAGUUCGUGUCCACCGGCCAGUACCCGCACUGGGCUGUGUACGUCGGGGACUUCCAGGUGGUGCACCUGCAUCGGGCGGAGGUCAAGAACAGUUUUCUGACCGAUGCUAGUCAGGGCAGGAGGGGCAGGAUCGUAAACGAGCUGUACAAAUUCAAACCCCUGAGUUCUGACAUGGUGGUGCAGAACGCAAUGGAGCAGGUGGGAGCGAAAGACAGAGAAUUAAGUUGGAGAAAUUCGGAGUGUUUCGCCGCCUGGUGCAAAUUCGGUAAACGGGAGUUCAAGAUGGGAGUGGAGAUACGGAUAGGAAAACAGCCGUACAGAUUAAAGAUCCUUUUGCCUGACAAACAGUUUCAUAUGCUGGAGUUUCAGAGUUUGGAGGAUUUGAUCAUGGAAAAGAGGAGAAAUGAUCAGAUCGGUAAAGCGGCUGUUAUACAGGAGUUGGCGCAUCAUUUAAGCCAUAGCGGAAGUGAAGCGAACGUUCAUUGACAUGCAACAGGUAGCGGAAAGAAAUGUUUCACAACAACAUAACAUAUCCGUGAUUCUCACGAAAGCCGUUCAGAACAUUUCCCUG
Rhinichthys klamathensis goyatoka is the source of this 1055-nucleotide messenger RNA. It is a transcript of the gene lratd2a, whose product is annotated as LRAT domain containing 2a. Lineage: Eukaryota; Metazoa; Chordata; Actinopteri; Cypriniformes; Leuciscidae. The coding region runs from base 161 to 970 and encodes 269 amino acids. The record is from RefSeq and is a predicted model, not a curated record. The transcript has a single exon.